This is a messenger RNA of Caretta caretta (loggerhead turtle), 15674 nucleotides long. It is a transcript of the gene CELF6, whose product is annotated as CUGBP Elav-like family member 6. Gene Ontology annotation, molecular function: RNA binding. NCBI's taxonomy places the organism in Eukaryota, Metazoa, Chordata, Testudines, Cheloniidae. The record is from RefSeq and is a predicted model, not a curated record.
GCAGGAGCGCGGCCGGCCGCGGGAGCAUGGCCACGGGCAGCGGCGGCGCCGCGCUCAGCACCGCGGACAGCGCCGCCAGGAUGAACGGGCUGAGCCCCGGCCCGGCCGGCAUCGCCAUGAAGGACCACGAUGCCAUCAAGCUGUUCGUGGGGCAGAUCCCCCGCAACCUGGAGGAGGGGGACCUCAAGCCCCUCUUCGAGGAGUUCGGCAAGAUCUACGAGCUCACGGUGCUGAAGGACAGGUUCACCGGCAUGCACAAAGGCUGCGCCUUCCUCACAUACUGUGCCCGGGACUCUGCUCUGAAAGCCCAGAGUGCGCUGCAUGAGCAGAAGACGUUACCUGGGAUGAAUCGCCCCAUCCAGGUGAAGCCAGCGGACAGCGAGGGCCGAGGAGAAGACAGGAAGCUCUUUGUGGGGAUGCUGGGGAAGCAGCAGAGCGAAGACGAUGUAAGGCGGCUGUUUGAACCCUUUGGCCAGAUCGAAGAGUGCACCAUCCUCAGAGGGCCCGAUGGAGCCAGCAAAGGAUGUGCCUUUGUAAAAUAUGGGAGCCAUGGGGAGGCCCAGGCAGCCAUCAACAGCCUGCACGGCAGCCAGACCAUGCCGGGAGCCUCCUCCAGCCUGGUGGUGAAGUUUGCAGACACAGACAAGGAAAGGACUUUAAGGCGGAUGCAUCAGAUGGCAGGACAACUGGGAAUCUUCAACCCGAUGACCAUCCAGUUUGGAGCCUACGGGGCAUAUACGCAAGCGAUAAUGCAGCAGCAGGCAGCCCUGAUGGCUGCAGCACAAGGGACCUGCCUGAACCCCAUGGCAGCCAUCGCCGCAGCCCAAAUGCAGCAGAUGGCAGCCUUUAACGUCAGCGGACUAGUUGCUGCUCCUAUGACCCCCUCAUCAGGUACAAGCACACCUCCAGGGAUCAGCACAGCGCCCGUCCCCAGCAUAGCCACUCCCAUUGGGGUGAAUGGGUUCAGCCCCCUCCCACCACAGACCAAUGGGCAGCCAGCAUCCGAGACCAUUUACACCAAUGGAAUCCAUCCAUACCCAGCUCAAAGUCCCACUGUGGCAGAUCCCCUCCAACAAGCCUACGCAGGCAUGCAGCACUAUGCAGCAGCAUACCCAGCAGCCUAUGCACCUAUCAGCCAGGCCUUUCCCCAGCAAGCGCCCAUCAUUCCACAGCAGCAGAGAGAAGGUCCCGAAGGAUGUAACCUGUUUAUUUAUCACCUGCCCCAGGAGUUCGGAGAUGCGGAGCUCAUGCAGAUGUUUUUGCCUUUUGGCAAUGUCAUCUCUGCCAAAGUCUUUGUUGACCGUGCCACCAACCAAAGUAAAUGCUUUGGUUUCGUCAGUUUUGACAAUCCAACUAGUGCUCAGGCAGCCAUUCAGGCCAUGAACGGCUUCCAGAUCGGCAUGAAGAGGCUAAAGGUCCAACUAAAGCGGCCAAAAGAUGCCAACAGACCCUACUGACCCCUGCUCACCCUGGCCCUGCAAACAGGUUGGAUGCCCUGCAGCGUAUGAAGAGUAUUAACCCUUUUCCCAAGUGCAGUAUCCAAACUUGUAACUCUCUUUCUUUGCAACAUAUCAUGGAAGAGGCGGAAGCGAAGGAGGAGAAGAAAUGCUGGCGAAAAAGAGAGCCAUCGUGGUUGUAUCUUCUUUUUCUUUUUUAAUUUUUGAAUCAGUUUUGUUUGUUUCUUAACAAGAAAGAAAAAGACACAGUGAUGUUGGAGAAAAGACAAACAGGUGCAGAUAUUUGCUGAGUCAGACUAUGAAAUGGUGGCUGCUGGAGAAGACUUUGAAUUCCUCGCAAGGAGAGAGGUGGGAUUCUUGGAAGGAAAAACAAACCAACCUAGGAUUCAGAGCUAGGACAGGUCAUUCAUGAGGAUGAACCCUACCUUUUUAAAGCACUCAUUUGCUGCUACAAGUUUCAAAGGAGGAACUAGGAAAGAGGAUCCAAAUGGAUAUAAACCAAAGCCAGUGGGAUUGGACCAGGCGUGUAUGUUUCACCUGGAUAACGUUUUGUUUUAAAAGGGAAAGAGAAAUUGAUUUUUUUCCAUAUCUGGCUGGAAAAAAAAAAUCAAAGGCUAAGCGCAUGUUGGACUUAUAGAAGAGAUAUAUAAAUAUGUUUAUAUAUAUAUAUAUAUACAUAUAUAUAUAUGUAUAUAUAUAUACACACAUACACACACCAUGGAGCAGGGCAGAGGGAUGUGCCCCCUCCUUGCUUGUCACUGGCACAGGGACAUAGGAUUUACUUCUUUCAAAGUCAUAUCAUUCCUUAGAGUUUAGGGACCAAAGGACUACUGCUUUUUUAAAAAUAUAUAUAAAUAAAUUAAUUUAACAAAAAAACAAAGAAAAAAGGUAGACGUAUCACAUAACAGCUGCGAGCGUUUCAAAAAGAAACACAAAUAGAGGGAAACUAGAAAGAGCUUUGUUUACCGUGUCGUGUGUUCCAGUGGCCCAGCGACUCCAUAGGCUGUAGGAGCCCAAGGGACCGGAAAGCAGGGAAGUUUUUCCAAGGCUAUGGAAAGUGAAAUCGUGGCAUUUCUGUCAUGGCAACUUCUUCUCGCACCUCUGUCCCACCCCAGACGAAAACAUAGAAAUGAAGAUUUUGGCUGGUAAGUAGAGCUGGUUGAAAGAUCCAAUUUUGCCUCCACCGAGAACAUGGAAGAAAUCAUUCCAUUUGAAAUUGUUAAGGAAGAUUUGGGUUUUCUCAAAGGAAAAUUUUUAAAGAAAGCGAAGAUGUUUGUUUCAAAGGGAAAUUUUCAUUUUGUUUUGAGUUCUUGAGAAAUUGAAAAUUCCAUCCAAAUUGGCCUGUUUUCACUACACAUUUCAAUUUUGAUUAAACUCCCUUUGUGACAAAAACCGAUUUUGGUUGAGAAAUGUCAACCAGCUCUACUGCUGAGACAAUUAUGAGAAAUGUGUUGCAACCUUCACUAGCUCCUGAGAUAUAUAUGAUCUCCUCGGCCUCUCCUUUACACUGUGUGCGAGAGGUGAAUUGGGGCCAUAACGUUGUACAUCCAAAUCCAACUCUGUUACACCAGUGCAUCCCUUGCUGAGGUCGCUGCAUUACCUGGGCAUAGCCGAUCAGAAUUUGGUUCGUGGGUUGCAGAUAUAUUAACAUAUGAUACCUGAUGCUUCAGCAUAAGACUAUAUCAGACUGUGCCAAAUAUGUAUGUGGAGCACACAUCCCCUCCAGGUGCUUACAUGUUUCAUUGUGAAAACAAAAGAUUUUCUUUCCCACACACCCUUCACCACCUCUCACAUUUCCUAUCAGCAGGGCAGAUUUGCUCAAGGUCAGAUAUUUGCAUCAUGGUAUAAAUCUUCCCCACCAGCUGAUCUCACUGAUCGCUGCAUGCGUCCAAAGGUAAAAUUCAAGCCAGGAGAGGCAGUGCGGGAGGCUGUUAUUAACUAUAGUGGACCAGACUCUGCACUGAUUUAUAUUCCCUGCAAUCCCAGUGGAGUCAAUUUGAUUGUAUGGGGCAUCCAUCAGUACAAAGUUUGGUCCAUUAAGUUUAAACAAGGGCUGAAUUCAUCCCUGAGGUAUCAUAUAAUCAUAGAAACGUAGGGCUGGAAGGGACCUCAAGACAUUAUCAAGUCCAGCUCUCCCUCAUGAAAGCAAACCUUCAUCUUUCCCCACCUCCAGGCCCAGAAUAAAAAAAACUAGCAACUUGGUCAUAUACAAAAAAUAAAACAAGAGAGAGAGCAAACGUCUGAGAGACCAGCAGCCUCUGGGAGAGGUCAGAUUUUACAUGUCAUGGAGAUUUAUAGUCAUAGCAUGAAAACUUGAUUGCACUGGAAUCAGGUGUUUCGCCAUUGACUUCAAUGGGGUCAGGAUUUCACCUGUGGAUUGGAAAGCCAGAAGGGACUGCAUAACUGCAUCGAACACAAUAAUUUUGCAGAAUGGUAGAAGCAGAUAUCCCCUGCCAUCCAUAAAUACAUAUAUACCAGUGGGCUCUUGUCUCACCUGUCCCUUUACUUCUUGUCUUUGAUGUUCUCCAGGGUGGCUGAAGCUUUGCUCCCCUCCUCGCAACCAUUGGAAAGGCCUUGCCUUCAAGUCUGAGAGGAUGUGCAGUCAUGGCCCUUUAAAACUCCCCCUGUCCUGCAGGGAGGGAGUGUCCUUUUUGACAGGAACUCAUUGUUAUUCAAUGGAAUUCACCCUGCAGAGCAGAAACCCCCAGAUAGGACAGAUGGGACCUUAAAUGAGCUGGACUAUAUCUCCUGUGGGAUCUUAAAGGAGCAGGCCUGUAGCACUUUGUUUUAAAUUUCUUCACACAUCUAUCACUUCUCUUUUCUUAGUUUCUGUCACAACUCGUGUUUUCCACGGGCAGCAGGCUGUGCUUCCCCCAGUGCCUGAACCUGUCACCUUGCAAGCAGUUGGAAGGAAUCAUCAUAAGGCUUACAAAAAUAGAAGGGAGUGAUUCAGGAUCUAAAACCAUGCCCCUGAAUUGUGCUCCAGAGUCAACUCAAGGGAGAGGAGGGCAUUUCUGAAGCCUCAAAAUGAGCACCUUCCUCAGAUGUCUCCAUCCCUGACUCCACGAUGCUUUCACACUCAUAGUAGCUAUAAGCAUGCCAAUGCAUGGACCACCUUCUGUUCCCUGCAAGCAUUACCCAGGAGCGUUACCUAGAAGAGUAUUCCUUGACAUGCAGUGUUCCAUCCAUUGUCAUUACCUAUAGGGCUUGGACUUAUAAGGAGCUCUUUGAUCCAGAUCCACAUAACCAACUGAAACGCCACAGGAUCCAUUAUGCACCAGCCAAAUGCUGGGUGUUGAAAUGGUCACAGACCUGCUCAUUUUAUACUACCAGUGCAUUUACUUGGAUUCACUGCUGCUCUGCUGGGCUAGGUUUAUGGUUUAAGUAGGUGUUAAUUAUCAUGCUGUGUAUGGGAGAUCCUGCUGCCUUUGACCUGUUUAGAACUAAAUUAGACUCUAUUUCAAACUAAAAUUGUUUGCAGCUAGGCAGGAAGGAAGAGGGGCGUAAGGAAUGGUGCUGUACACGCACUGCAUGGUUAGAGCAGAGGACUGGGAGUUGGGACUCAUGGCCUUUAUUCCUGACAUUGCUGCAGAUUCACUGGAUGGGAUAAAAGCUCUGUUUAAAGUCACUGUCCUCGCUCUGCCUCAGUUUUAAAACAGGAAUAAUAAUAGUGCCCUAACUCACAAGACACAUUGUGAGGCACGUUUAAUCGAUGUUUGCAAAGUGUUUUGAGAUCUUUGCAUGCAACGCACUGUAGAAGUGAAAAAUAUUAUGUCUGUAUAGCGGUCAGAUACUGAAUUGCCAGCCCUAAAGUACAUCACUCAGAGCCUUUCAAGAAAACCCUUCUACUCCAACAGUACUAACUAAGCCAGGGCCUGAUCCUAUGCUAUUGGAGCAGGAUCCAUCCAUCCCAUUGCAGCUUUGCCACUGACUUCAGCAUGUACUGAAUCAGACUCCCACCACAGGCUGCCCCCGAGCCUCAGCCGCUCUUUGCCCCGCUGAAUGUACAAAGAAAAGAAGUAGCUGGCACCAGGCACGGCUCUCACAAUGCUAGUGGGGGUAGAAAGAAGCCCAUACUGUUGAGCAUUCAGGGGACAAGGGAGCUGGUUGACUAAAGGUUUGUGGAAGCAAUCUAACCAAAGAGCUUCUAAAGCAAGUAUGUAGAGCCAGGCCACUCAUAAAGCCUAGCUGUUGUUUAGUGCUAAAUGCCAUGCUACUGAGGGUAAAUGUGGUCAGAAAUUCUGUAUUUCUAAGACUAGGGGUUGUCUCCAAACCCUCCUUGUUUUUUGCAUCUCUCGAGCCAUCUCCUGCCUUACAGUCCCAGGCUCUGAGAGUCAUAUUUGAGUCACAGCAUUGAUGAGCAUACACCAACAUACUCCACAGCACUCGCACCUUCUUUAGCCUCUCUGGUGCCUGCAGAUACCCCACAAGGGAGGUGGGCUCUGUGUCUCUUGAGCAAUAUUAACCAAGGGCCAGAUCCUGCUCUCAGUUGCACUGGUGUAACUUCACCCACAUUUGUUCUUCAGUACCUAGUGACCAGUCACUUUACGACAUGACUUUUGUGGGUACUGGUUGGCCAUGAAUGGGUUGCCCAAAGCCACAAGGGGAGGAGAGGAGGUCCGAGAUGGAAUUUAGGAAAUGUCCAGCCGAACAGAAUGCAGGAUGGACAAGGCAUGUGAAGAGACUAGAUGUGUCUAGUUGCCCUUCAUAGCUCACAUGCCCUGGUUUGGUCGCUUGGCCACUGGACUCCUUUUUCUGUGAUUCAUUGUUACAUUUCCUAGUGGUUUAGAACAGAAUGCUUUUGUAGAACGUUAGCAUUUAACGUAGGAUAACUCUCCAUUUGAAAACAAAAAAAAAAGACAAUCGACUUUAGUGAUCAUGUGAAAGUGACUUUUUUUAAAAAAAAAAAAUGAAAAAAAGCAACAACAACAAAAAAUACAUACAACAGGGGGGCUCCAAUCAGCAAGUGAUACUCAUAGUACAACUGAACAAUGUGUUCCAGGCUCUACUUCAAACAGCAGACCACUGUAGUGAAUAUGGGGCCUGUUAGGUGUGAUAGCCCUGUUCCAGCUGCCUCCAGGAAAGUUAAUGAGUGGCUCAAUCCUUGUUUCCAUAUAAGUGACCUGAGAAAUUCAGUGACCUGCUCCCAGCUGCCUAGUAUCAAAGGGUGGUAUGUUGAGUGCCCCGUCACUCUUUAGCUCAUCCAUGUCUCUUUCUGAAAGACUGAGCUUUUGAUGGCUUAGCUCCAGGUAUAACCUACAUAAAGAAACUGCAUUGCCCAGGGAAGCUACAGGCCUAAGUUUUAGAAGGCAAUUUAUGAUCUAUAAUCACCUACUAAAAAAAAAAGAACGUCUUACACCAAGAACCAAGGUACAUUUGGCAGGAGAUCUUGUUUAUUCUUAAAUUAUGGUGUUAUCAUACAGAAAUAUGUGUUUCCUCUUAAUGGUGAAGGGCAGUUGAAAACCUUGACUCAUGCAAGAAAUUCACUCAGUAGAAAGAGGCCCUAAUUAUCCUUCAGUUUGCAAUUUGUGUUGUCAUUACACCUGUUCAAAGUGAGUGUAGGACACUACCAGAUCAGAGUUGGUGCAUCUUAUAUCCACUUGGUAGCAGUGAAAAUAGCAACAAACGAUGCAGGACAUCAGAGAAUUAGGUCCAGAGUCUUCUGACCCAACCAUUAACUUAAACCGCCAAAUUUUUGUGCUUCCUUUGUCAAAUGAUCCACUCCAUUCCAACUGUUGGAAAAGUCUGUAAGUAUUUCAAGACAGCAUUCUCUUCCAGUUCCCAUUUACUGCCAUUUUGGUUUGGAUUCGCUGCCCCAAAACGUUGGGGCCAAAAACCGAUAUGCAAGUAACUGAAGAAGUGAUGGUGAAGGGAAUAAAGGGAAGCUUUGCUGACAUGUCCCACUGUUGGGAUCAAACUACAGUGUAAAGCAAAGGGGUGGAUGUUCUACAGAUCCUGUUAAACCAUACUUAGUAUUACAGCUAAGAGAAGUAAAGCUAGUCUGCUACUCCCUGCCUUUAAAACUGGUCCCUCAGUCUAGAGCAAGCAAAAACAAGACUUUCAUAAGACUUUCCUGGUUAUCUUACUGGCUUGGACAACACCAAAUAGGCAUUAAGAUACCAUAACGAUUGGCACAGCAUAAGAACCUGAAUAGAAUAGAAUAGAAAUAUGAAGGGGUAAGUGGCAAGCAAUAAACAGGGAACCAAUAGAACAAGGAGGUUUGGACAGUGGAAAUGUAGGUCACUGAAAUUGUACUGUACAUCCCUGCCUCAGUGAGGGCUUGGGAGAAGCCAUGGGUUCAUGUUGUUAGUAUGCUUUAAGAGCAGGGAAUGAAGGAUGCGUUAUACAAGGAAGAGAUUAGUUGGGCCCAAGACUCUUCUCUGUAUCACAAAGUCCACACAUUUUUGUAGACCUGGAGGCUCUGACAUGGUGGACAGUCCUGGCUUGAGAUGCCAAUUCACCCUUUCUUGUUCAUAAUUUCACCAGUGGAGGAAUGAAGGCUGGGAUUUCCAAAGGAGCCUAAAAGAGGUAGGUGCCUAAUUACCAUUGACUUUUAAUGGAAGUUGGGUACAUAACCCCCUUUGGCUCCAGACUAAACGAGCAUUCUUAAAAGGCUUAGACAGAACAGGCAAGAGCCUGCUCAUGUGAUUUGCCUCUUGUUCCAUUUCCCAUAGUUGCAUAAAAGAGAAAAGGAAACAACUGAGGCCGGUAACACUAGUGGGGGAUAGUGGGCUCACAGAGUAGAGAAUCUGGCAAUGAUCUAACCUCAGCCUUGUGCUGUCUUGGCACAGUAUUCACUCUCCCACCACAUCUGAGUUUCAAAGAUCUAGUAGAUUCACUAGCAGCAGAAGAAGCUAGACAAGACCAUGACCUGGCCAGGCUCCAUAGUACAAAGUGUCCAUGGAACAUAUUUGUCCCAGUUAUUUGGAUGAGAUUUUCUUUUUCAACAAACAGAUUUUGCUCACCAGCCGCUGCCCACAAACCCUGUUGGGUGAUAGCUGUUGCCAGAUACAAGGGAUGAUAUUCUCCACCUCCUGUCUUAAUACAUCUGCCAGGUCCCAGAGCAUGUUGUGUUGUAACUGAAAAAACAAUUGCUUCUUAUUUCUUAAAGAGCUGACCACCUUCUUGCCCAGCAUAAAAUAUUCACUAGAGUGUGUUAACUCAUAAAAGGUUGAGUGAUUGGUCCAUUGCCUUUUGCCUGUGGGCAGCCUUGGGCCAGAUCCUCAACUGGUUUCAAUAUGUGUAGCUUCACUGAAUUGAAUUUGUUGGCUCCAACAGAGCUACAUUGAUUUACACCAGAUGAGGAUAUGGCCUUGUGCAUCUCUCCAUUUCAAGCCUAUUGUGAUAAUGACUUGAGCUGGCAAAUUAACUGACCAAAAAUGCAGAAAUACCAACCGUUGCUUUCUUCUUGACAACACAUGCAGUGACCAAGUGGACGUGUACCAUCCCACCCACACAGAAAUUCCAGCUGCAGAAUUUCAUCUAGUUCCUACUGGUCCAAUUGGACAAUGACCAGCAGGGUUUGGAGCAGAACAAGGGACCUAUUAAUCUGCUUGUUCCUAGGGCUACUAGUUCAUGGGGCUCCUGGCACUUCAGUUGAAGGAUUCGGAUUGUGCUUACUGGAACUGUUACCAGGGCAAAGGUGGCCGCAUUUCAAUGUGGUAUGAAGUGAUCUCUGAAUAGAUAGGGCUGAUUCUGGAGUUCCCACUGGUAUACUGCCAGUGACUUCCCUUACUCUUACUGUCUCAUUGUGAUUUAUCCAGGAGUGUGAUCAGAAUCAGGCACUAUACAUUUGUAAAGCACUUUGGAGUCCUUCACCAUGAAAGGCACUAGUUCCAGGUACAAGGCUGACAUUAACGAUGGAAAGGCAGAGAGACAGUUUCAAUCAGCUCAUGGGCCUGGUUCAUCCAGUCUCAUUGCUGUACCACACAUUGAACAGGGAGGGAGCGUUCCUGAUCUACGCCUGCUCCAGUGUAGCACCAUUAUGGCGCCUACUCCUCCACCCCAUUGGCAUAGACUAAAAGUAACUACACUGAAGUCAACGGAAUAACACUGAUGUUCAACCAGUGUAAAUGUGGGGAGAAUCAGGCUCAUAAAGGGUUAAACAUAAUAUAUAUUAUUAGUUGCGAUUAUCAAUACAUUUUAAGAGGCCCAAUAAAGAUGCCUAUAUCUGUGCAUUCCUCUAACUUUGUGGAAUCAUAGAAUCAUAGGGUUGGAAGAGACCUCAGGAGGUCAUCUAGUCCAACCCCCUGCUCAAAGCAGGACCCACCCCAACUAAAUCAUCCCAGCCAGGGCUUUGUCAAGCCGGGCCUUAAAAACCUCUAAGGAUGGAGAUUCCACCACCUCCCUAGGGAACCCAUUCCAGUGCUUCACCACCCUCCUAGUGAAAUAAUAUUUCCCAAUAUCCAACCUACACCUCCCCCACUGCAACUUGAGACCAUUGCUCCUUGGAGUGUCAUCUGCCACCACUGAGAACGGCCGAGCUCCAUCCUCUUUGGAAUCCCCCUUUAGGUAGCUGAAGGCUGCUAUCAAAUCCCCUCUCUCUUCUCUUCUGCAGACUAAACAAGCCCAGUUCCCUCAGCCUCCCCUGGUAAGCCAUGUGCCCCAGCCCCCUGAUCAUUUUUGUUGCCCUCUGCUGGACACUCUCCAAUUUGUCCACAUCCCUUCUGUAGUGGGGGGACCAAAACUGGAUGCAAUACUCCAGAUGUAGCCUCACCAGUGCCGAAUAAAGGGGAAUAAUCACUUCCCUCGAUCUGCUGGCAAUGCUGCUACUAAUGCAGCCCAAGAUGACAUUAGCCUUCUUGGCAGCAAGGGCACACUGCUGACUCAUAUCCAGCUUCUUGGCCACUGUAAUCCCCAGGUCCUUUUCUGCAGAAUUGCUGCUGAGCCAGUCCGUCCCCAGCCUGUAGCGGUGGAGCUCAGAGGCAUCAGUGGAACUAGCGCCUAAAGCACUGAGGCAGGGAUGGGCAGGCUACAGAUGGAGAUGGACUGGGAGGAAUACCAAAGGGGCAGAUUUGCUUCUCUCUCUUCCCAGCAGCAGCGAGUGCUUGGGACCUUUUCCCCUCUUGAUGCCUGACUGCAAAUAACCAGGGAUGAGCCCAAGCAAUCGGAUCUACGUGGGCUCUUUGCCAAAGAUCGGCAGUCCUAGGCCCAGCCCAUCUCUAUAAAACGUGAGUCUAAGUCACAAAUGAUGGAGCCAGCCCCUGUCUAAGAGCCUACACCCAGGGUAAGAUCACAGGCCCCCAAGCAGCUUGUAACACAACUAGACUGCAAUUAACAAAACGGCAGCAUUUCAACAGAGGACUGGGGCAGGUUAUUUUUCCGAGUGGGAGGUUUUCUCCUGGCUUCUGGAAAGGGCUGUAUGACAGUGGGGCUGCGGCUCUGCUGUGUGUGCAGGGGUCUUUAUUACUCUAUCCUAGCCAUUGCUCUAAUAUUGCCUUCAUUUAGAAGUACAGUCACGCAUGCCUGAACUUUUAUCCGUGAGCCUUGGCAGACUCCCUAAGGAACAUGCUUGGGGAAACAAUCUGUCUGGGAGCCUCACAGUGGCUGUUGCAGGGCAAGCCCAGAAUAGGUUUCUCAGUGGAGUGAGGGCAGGGAUUUCGCUGUCUGAUAUUAUUAUAUGUUAAAGUCACAACUGACAUAUGUGUGGGCCCAGGCCUGGUCCCCAAAAAAGAGGGUCUGAGCCAGAUGAUCAAGAGCAGUCACCUGGGAAGGGCUUCAGCAGAAAGCUUUCGGAUGAACGACAGGUAUGAGUCAUGAGUUCAGCUAAUACUAUAAUUCAGUAGCAAUCAAGGGGGACUAUCUUGGACAGCCAAGGCACACAGAACUGAGAGCCAAGCUUCACUCCUCCACAGGGCAUGUAUGUCUCCAGCUGAUGUAACAUUUCCAGGCACGGGGAAGAAGCGAGGGAAAGUGACCCCUGUGCUGGCAUAUGAGCCCAGCCAGCCUGCUCCCAGACUCAUUUUCAGCCUGCGCACGCUCCCUGUCAGCAGCGAGGCGCAUCAUGCUCUCCGGCUGCGCCAUCGCCCUCAGCCCCAAGAGCUGUGGGACGAGACUGUCAGCUCACCGGUUCUGCAGAGCGCAAGCAGAGGCAGAGACAGCGUCCAGCGUGGAGGUGCCAGCACCUCACCACUGGGUUUGCUCGCCCUAGUCAGGCAUAUCCAAAGGAAUUGGACAAACUGGCAGCCAACCCAGCACGGUGACCUCACAGUCUUGGGCAGCGGGGAGCACACACCAGGUGGCACGUUGUGUAGCUCGGCUUGUGGUGAAAGGCUGGGAUGAGGGGCACAAGCGCUGGCUCUUCCACAGACUCACUGGGUGGCCUCGGACACGUUAUGCCACCUCCCAGGGACUCGGCUGCCCCACCUGGAGCAUGAGGCUAAUAAUCAGGACCAAACUCAUUGGGCUGGGAGGCUAAGUCCAGUCAUGUCUGUAGCACGCUUGGAGACCCUCCCAGGAAAGGCAGCACCAACCUGUAAAGGCCUCAUGUUACUGGGUCCUGAGCCAUGCACAAGGGCCAGUGCUGGUGAAGAGAGGGCACCAGAUAGCAGGUCAUUUUGAGCUGUGACCCUAAUGACUCAUUGCAGGGCCUCUGGCUCCUCUAGGUUCAUCCUCACAUGAGUGUAACCCCCCAGGUUUUUGAGCCAUGCAGCACAGACCCUAGCUAGAGCUAACCACCAUAGAAUCAUAGAAUACCAGGGUUGGAAGGGACCUCAGGAGGUCAUCUAGUCCAACCCCCUGCUCAAAGUAGCCAGCAAACCUAGGGCUCAUGUGGCAAGGGGAGGGUCCAUUUUAAAGGCUAUAGCGAGGGAGAUGCAGAGAGAUCAGGGCUGAAGGCCAACCAGAGGCCAUGUGCUCUACAGGACAGUAGAGCCAGCUGCAUCAGCAGUGCCAGCCCCAUCCCCUUAGGGCAGGGAUUUUGACUGGGCAGUCCAGGUUGCUCCCCAUCACUCACAAGGAGGGCAUGGCAGACUCCAGCAGAGGUAAGGGCCCUUCAGACAUGAGUACAUUCCUGACAGCCCGGGGCUAUGCAGCGUGGCCCAUGCUAGUUAAAUGGGACUGCUGGCCAGUUGGGGCUGCACAGCAGUUUGAAUGACUCCUGAGCCGCUCUUGCCAGCAAUGUCAGGUAUCAGUAAAGGGACAGGUGUGAAAUGUGUAGGGAGGGGGCAGGGCCCAAGCCACUGGUACAUGUUACCCUGCAGGCCUGCAAUGUCAAGCAACUGAUCAUUUUGGGUGCCCAAAGGGAGGCUGCUUAAAAAGAAGUUUCAGAGGAGUGGUGCUCAGCACUGUCUGAAAACCAGGCCCCCUUCGGGUCUCCAAGCUGGCACCCAGGUCACUUUGGAAAUCGCAGGCCUCAGUAUACAGCAAUACACAUGCGUCAGCCUUUGUGAUGCCAGCAAGUCCUGGCUGGCUUUCUCUAAGCAACCCCAAGGCUUUUUCUACAUCUGGGGGUGGGGGGAGUGUUGGAAAGUGCACUGGGCCAGAUCCUUCACUGGUACAAAUCAUCUCCAUUGACUUCAACAGCCCUACCCUGAUUUACACCAGACGAGGGUCUUCAUGAUUAGCAUUGUGAUAGCAUUCCUCGGAGCCCUAGUCAGGGCCCAGGACCCGAUCAUUCCAUGUGCUGUGCAACCACAGACCAAAAAGAGCUGGCCCUCUGCCCAUGCAGGUACAAGCCAGGGAUUGCACCGAGCAAGUCUUGCUGCCUCCCAGAACUCCUGUAAUGAAUGUCCCCUUUGCCUGAGAAACAGUCCAGUCCUAGAGCCAGUGCUGGGAGCUAUCCUAUGCCAUGAGGAGAUUUUCCUGCUGCAACAGGCUAGCUGUUCUCUUUGCCUCUGCUUACCCUGACUGCCAACUAGCCACAGCGACUGUCAGUCAUAACGCAUCAUUUUAAUUACAUUGUUAACUGCUUUAUAAAUCAUGGUUUUAAAAUACAAGUGAUUUCAGUGGGUUUGUGCAACGAAGGACAGUUUGGAAUUCCUGAUCCAAGACCACUGCUGGGCCAAGGGGAACAGAAUUCUUCUCUCUUUGUUUUUGGCUUGAAUUAUCUGUAGGGUUAAGAGGGAGUGGUGGGCAAGGUAAUUUCUCCUCCGCCAUACAUUGAAAUCCUUACACAUGAGCCUAGUGAGGAGAACAAGUCCCCUCACCAAGUUGGUUCUCUUGGUGACCAGAGGCCGAUGACUCGGAGGGAACCAGAAUUACAGAGGCAGGCAGCUACUGAGGUACAGAGAAUUGAUGGCUCAAAUGUCCUGGAGCUCUGGGCCUGGGGUGGAGGCUUACCAGUCUGAAUCCCAAAGAACCUUGGCUGCCUUUUUGGGUCUGGAUGGGGGGUGGGGGGUAGUUGGUGCACAAUCCCUGGGAGCUUGGUUAAAGACGUGUGUUGUCAUGAGCGAGCAGGGAAAGGGCUUGGUCUGCUUUGCUAUCUCCCAGCCCUGGCAGGGCUGAGCUCACACGCGGUUGUAGGGACAUGGCCCUGUCCCAGCAGCUCUUCUGUUCUCACCCUUCUUCUUCCCGGCGACCCAGCCCCACAUGUACAUUGACACAAACCCAGCAGUGACUGCCGUCUCUAAGGGCUAACUUUCUGCUGCCAAGGUCUAUUGCUACCUUGAAGGACCAGGGCAACCACAGGAGAAUUCUCAAUAUAAAGCUACCUCGGACAUAAAGGCUGCUAUCUCCCAACCCCAUCUUCCAUUGACUCACCCUCUGUGCCCCCCUCGCUGCAGCAUGGACCCUCCCUGCUUCCUGCCAGCUCUCGGGAGUAGAAUCCAUUAAGGAGCAUUGGCCUUCCAUUCAAAAGUUACUUCUGUCCCAGCCCACCUCCCUCCAAGCUGGGAAGUCUCUUCGGAGACCGGGGGACCCAACCAGCCAGUACCUUUAUGCAGUUCUUCCCUUUAACAGCAGAUUUGGAAUUCCUGGCGCUUUGUCCCCUGGCCCAACAUCUGUGUCCAGGAGAGGGCUGGAGGCCCACUGGGAGGACCAUGUGGGCCAAGGCAAUGGUUCCACCAGGUUUGAUGAGCCAGUCAGAGCCAUGCUAAGCUUGUCUAUAGUGGAAGACGCUCUUCGCACAAUGCGUUCCUGCACCCUGUUCUCACUCCCUCUUUUUCUCCUGGUCCCAGCCCAUUGCAGCAUGGAUUGGGGGGACAGGGGAGAAGAGGAGUUGUAGCUCAGGGGAUCACAGACAGCUCCCAUCCCAGGAGACCAACGCCAGCUCAGGAGCCCUCCCAAACCCCACCAUGACUAGAAUGGCAUCCCCCAGUGAAAUACUGAGACCCCCCACACAUACACAAACACACACACCCUCCCUCCGCCAGCCUCCUUUCCCCCUCCCCCCUCCCUCCAGCCUUUCCCAGCUGUUGCCAAUUCCCAGCUGGUUUAGUGCCGACACCCUUUGCUGCAUGGACUCCUUCUGCUAUCGCACCCAUUGUCUGUCGUUCCUACCCCCACCCUAGAGCACAGCCACUGGAGUGCUGGGCUGAGUCCUCCCAACUGAGCGCUUUUUCUGAUGCCUCAGGCUUGGGGCGGGAAGGCUGGGGACUCCCUGGCUGAAAAGCAACACAUGAAUCCUGCCUUGUGAAGGGAACCAGGAAAUGGGCAGGAGAGACAGUCCAUCCUUCUGGCCAUAUCACACUUCAAGGCACCAGGCCUGUUAGCAAAUGCUUUUCAGUGGUCCAAUUCCUCACCCCAUCCAUGCCCGGGGCAGCUUGGUGAAAAGCUCCUGACCCAUAAUGACCUACCUUCCUUCUUAGGAACAAAGCUCCAAGGCAGAGUCACCUGGCACUCCAGCUAGCUACACACCCAGCCCUCAUCUGGCUUUGGCAGGGUCUAAGUGGGCCUUCUGGGCUGACAAAAACACAUAGACCCCCCAGCAGGCAAGCCAAAGAGAACAGAAAACGUUGCUCCUGGCCUGCUGGGAUAGACGUUUCUUUCACGCCCACCUUGUCGCUCAACUAACCCUUUUUAAAAAUCUUUUCCCUCUCCACCCUCUUCCUUUCCCAUGAUUCUAAGCAGAGCACUCGGCUCCAAGCAGUGGGGGGGGGGGGGGGGAACAGACCACAACAGGCUUUGAGAUUCCAAUUGAGUCCAAUUACUUUGAAUGAGUCUCAUUUUGAUGUCCUUGUAGCAUAAGCGAGAUGAAUGGAUGGUAACUCUGUAGCUCUGUAGUUAAUGAUAUGCUGCUUAGACUGAAAUAAAGCACAGUCCAGUGGGGUUUUGCCUGGU